UUUUGUUACUCUCUUGAUACCAAAUGUCUUGAGAAUUUGCCCUGUUUUUCUUUUGAACAAAAGUCUUUUUAAAGCUGAUGAGGCAUGACGGAAAUGACGAUUCUUUGUGUGCUAUUAUGCACUCUCUUUAUUUGCUAGACUUCGGGUCUUGUUCUAUGUUCAUUGUUGUUUUAUUUUUUCACGUUUUUAAUUUGCCAGUCUUUUCUUUCCAUGUUUCUUCCCCAUACUAUGUACGUUUGGAGGAUAAUCCCCGGUUGGGACAACAUAUGGACGGCACCAUGUCAUUUACUUUUGCUCUACUUCUUUUUAUUUCCUCUCUUUGCGAGACGGCAUGUUAGCACACAUCACUUCGGCUUCGAGAAUCGACAUUUGGGCGUUUUAGGGCAGCAUGCGAUGGCAACUUUGUUUUUCCAUCCUCUUUUUUCUUCUUUUCCCCUAGGGCGGGCAUGCAUCAUUUCACUUGCGAGGCAGGCAUGGAAUAAGACGUUUACUUUGUCAAUUUGUAGUAGUACGAUUUCUACCUAUCUUUGUCUCUCUCAGCUAAAAACGCUCCGAACUCGUCGAACAUGUGCAUUUCGAAGAUGUCAUGUAUUUUGCGACGAACAUUAGGGGAAGGAAAGGGUAUCUAAUAAUGCUUAGGGGGGUUUGAUCAUGACGAUCAUCACAAGGGGGCUUGUAUAUAAAGAUACAGAAGCUGGAGUGCUGAGAAAA
Molecule: messenger RNA, 711 nt
Organism: Trichoderma harzianum CBS 226.95
Lineage: Eukaryota; Fungi; Ascomycota; Sordariomycetes; Hypocreales; Hypocreaceae
Exons: 1
Coding region: 211-609 (132 amino acids)
Source: RefSeq, a predicted model, not a curated record